CUCAGAGAAGAAUGCGUUAGAAUUGUUGCUUUGAACCUCAUCUAUUUCGUGAGUGUUGAGUUGAAUUCAGUGUUAGUACGGAUGUGAGUGAAGAAAGAUUAUAAAGCCUCGAUUGUCACGGAGUUGUUGUAACUGAUUAGAGUACAAUAUAAAGCUUCUACUAUAAACCCAACAGAACAAUUGUUGAAGAGCUCCCCACUGUUGGUCAGUUAUGAUGUUUAAAGGAAGCAAUGCUCGCAGACCAGAACUAAGGUUUCCAACCACGAUGUACAAUUCUUCUCAAAUGUACAAUUGUCAUUCACACAGCGCGACCACGUACACCAAGGAUACGCGAGAAAUCAAAACGGCCGUUGUACGGAAGAGUGAAACUCGUAGCAGACACAAAGACAGCGGCCCUACUGUUUCACCAAAAUGCGCUCGUUGUAAAAACCAUGGCGUCAUUUGUCCAUUGAAGGGCCACAAAGGUCUGUGCAAGUGGAAAGACUGCAUUUGCAAGAAUUGCUCAUUGAUUGUACAGCGUCAACGCAUCAUGGCGGCCGAGCAAAGCGUCCUUAAAGAGAUGGCCGACCACAAACGUGAGAGCAGUUUAGAGGCUUCAACAUCAAGCUUCGUCUCUCAUGGUAAGUUAAAAACUAUGUAAGUCAUAUGGUCUAUAUAGAAAUAUAGCCUAGUAGUAUAAGUAGUAAACUUAGUAUUGAAUUCUGAUUAGCGUUGCAUAUAUACAAAUUCUGAUCCGAUGUUUUGAGUUGAGUCAACAAACUUUAAGAGAUCAGUGAAUAUUGAAGUAACGGCUAUACCGCAUUUAUUAGAAUCUGAUAACAAGCGAGAACGUAAAAAGAAACCUAUUUCGAAGAGUAUACGGGCCAUAAGUGCAGAUAAUAUUCUUCAACAACUAUAUCUUGAAAAAACUGAAGAGAUAUACUUGGAUAGCGAAGGUACUUCAUCAGACGUUUCCGGCUAUAACGUCCUGGCCCUCGGAGAGUUCGUAAUCUUUUCUAUACUUUAAAGCAGUUUAGAUAUCAGCUACAGCAACUGCUGGUAUUGUCGACACUGCCUGGAACUGUUCUUUUUCCUAUAAUCUAUAUACAAAGCAGUUCAGAUGUUAGCUACAACGACUGCUGGUAUUGUCAACACUGCCUGGAACUGUUCUUUUUCCUAUUUACAAAGCAGUUCAGAUAUUAGCUACAACGACUGCUGGCAUUGUCAACACUGCCUGGAACUUUUCUUUUUCCUAUUUACAAAGCAGUUCAGAUAUUAGCUACAACGACUGCUGGCAUUGUCCACUGCCACUGGCUGGAAAUUGUUCUUAUAAUCUCUUCUACAUUAAAGCAGUUCAGAUAUUAGCUACAACGACUGUUGGCAUUGUCCACACUGGCUGCAAAGUUCUUAAUCUUUUCUACUUUAAGCAGUUCAGAUGGCAUCUUGCAUGA
Paramuricea clavata is the source of this 1430-nucleotide messenger RNA. Lineage: Eukaryota; Metazoa; Cnidaria; Anthozoa; Malacalcyonacea; Plexauridae. The record is from the annotation of a GenBank genome assembly.